Molecule: messenger RNA, 1197 nt
Organism: Sturnus vulgaris (Common starling)
Lineage: Eukaryota; Metazoa; Chordata; Aves; Passeriformes; Sturnidae
Source: RefSeq, a predicted model, not a curated record
AUGUGGGAUGUAGGUGCUGCCACCUUAGAGCUGCGUUGUCAGGAGGGUGUCAGGUCGACUCAUGGCUCUGUGGAGAUCCCUGCUGGAUCCCUGCUGAUGCUCAGCCAGUGGGUGAUGGCGCUGGCAGCAGCAUCACAGCGGGAUCUGGAGAGUGCUGAGGAUCUCCUGGCUGGAUCCCACUGCGACCUGGCUCCGCUGGGAUCCGAGGGCUGGCUGGGGGAGCCGCCGUCGCGCCAGGACCCGGCCAGCCAGGAGGCCAUGCUGCGGGUGCUGGACGCGGGGCUGGAGCGCUGCCUGGCGCUGCACUCGGCCGUGCAGUGCAUCCCCGUGCCCCGGCACAGGAAGCUCUCGAGCAAGGCAGGCAUUGAUGAGGUGAUGGCAGCCGCGGUGCUCACCAGCCUCUCCUCCAGCCCGCUGGUGCUCGGGCACCCACCGGCCACUCAUGCCCCAGAGCCUGGCAGCGAGGUCUGGAAGGAGGCUCCUGCCAUGUCCUCCAGCUGCAGCAGCAGCAGCAACACCAGCGGGGACUGGAGCUGGGACCCCUCCAGCGACCGAUCCACCCCCUCCACCCCCUCACCCCCCCUCUCCAGCCACCCUGAUGGCACCCACUUCGUCUUUGGAGAGCCCACCCCACGGAAGAGGAAGAACUCCACCAAGGUGAUGUUCAAGUGCUUGUGGAAGAGCUGUGGCAAAGUCCUCAGCAGCUCCUCAGGGAUGCAGAAGCACAUCCGAACCAUGCACCUUGGCCGGAAAGCCGACCUGGAGCAGAGCGAUGGCGAGGAGGAUUUCUACUACACGGAGCUGGACGUGGAUGUGGAUGCGCUGACUGACGGGCUCUCCAGCCUCACCCCGGUCUCUCCCACCUCCUCGGUGCCUCCCGCCUUUCCUGGCCCCGAGGCUCCUCCUCCGCCGGCGCUGCCGAUCCUCGACCUGGCCCUGGCCUCCCCCUGCAGCCCCCCGGGUCCCCCUGGCCGCUGUCACGUCCACACUGACCACGCGUACCAGGGCUGUCGGACCCCCCCACGGCCACCGGUGUCCCCCACUAUCCCCACCCCACCACCGCCCAAGCCACCGGCCGUGCCCAGGCGGCCACGGGGCGAGGCCAAGAAGUGCCGCAAGGUGUACGGCAUGGAGCACCGGGAGAUGUGGUGCACGGCGUGCCGCUGGAAGAAGGCGUGCCAGCGCUUCCUCGACUGA